Penicillium bovifimosum is the source of this 783-nucleotide messenger RNA. RefSeq lists its product as uncharacterized. NCBI's taxonomy places the organism in Eukaryota, Fungi, Ascomycota, Eurotiomycetes, Eurotiales, Aspergillaceae. The transcript has a single exon. The record is from RefSeq and is a predicted model, not a curated record. The coding region runs from base 1 to 783 and encodes 260 amino acids.
AUGGCAGUCCUUCCGACAGUAAUGGGAGCCACAUUUGAGCAGCUGUCCGCAUACCUGCCCGCAGCGCGCAUCUGUCAACCAGCAGGGCACGUUUUUCAAUACCCGCUUGCCGCACAGGCACGCCUUUUCGGUCAAGAAUGGACACUUGGGACAGUUCUCCUCGUCCGUGUGGCAGGUAUGUGGGGCUUGAGGAUGGCCACAUCGCUUAGGACGCUCGCAGGGGAAGUUGCAAGCAGGCGGCUUCGCACCGCACGGUUGCGGUGGGUACAGAACAGAUCUUCCGCAAUUACACGAGAUCUCUUCGAAUAUUGCUUCCCUGCAGGUGUUGCAAGCGCCCUUGUGGCAAAGCUCCGGACAUGUGUGCCUUCCGCAUUUCAGCAUCCGGCCACAUAUGCGGGUACAGAUAUGCUCUGCUUCAAUGUCUUCCUCGGCAGGACGAAGAUGGGACCUGAGCUUACGACGCGCCGCCUGGCGCUCGUUGGCCCUUUGCUCCCCUGGACAGCACCUUUCAGUGCACGUGUGCCGACCGCAGUGCAAGGUCGCCUUGCACUGGCGUGGGCACUGGGGAGGCUCAUUCUGGCCUUGAUGGCAGAUAGUCAAGUUAUUAGUACGGCCGCAAUUGCACUUGAUGUAGACAUUUCGCAAACAGGCGCCACAGGGUCCAGUGUGACACAAUUUAUCGCAAGGAUGACCGCAUGGCAGUGUCUUGCCACACGGCUUCUGACAGUUCAAAAUGGGGUCUUCGCAAGAAGUCCGAGGUGUAUAUCCCGGUAUCUCAGAUAG